Molecule: messenger RNA, 696 nt
Organism: Plasmopara halstedii
Lineage: Eukaryota; Oomycota; Peronosporomycetes; Peronosporales; Peronosporaceae
Product: endo--beta-glucanase
Exons: 2
Coding region: 1-696 (231 amino acids)
Molecular function (GO): endo-1,3(4)-beta-glucanase activity
Source: RefSeq, a predicted model, not a curated record
AUGCUCGUAAACCUCUUGCCAGCUGGUCUGGUUAUGAUUGCAACCCGUCGCGCUAUGGCGUCAGAUCAAAACGUUGGACAUGGUUACAACUUCUUUCAAUAUACCGUACAAGAUGUUAUGGAAAAAUUGGCCGGCACUCUCGAAUCUGGUUACGAAGAGGGACUUUCUGCUGUUCAACUAGAGUCAUACGAAGAAGAUUUCUUGUUGCCAUUUAGCAUUGAUGAACCUUCAAGAACACUGUUCAAGUACAGCAAUAGUCUCGAGAAGAUUGUUCCAAUUCUUAACAUCGCCAAGGAAGCACAGAACCAGCCAAUUCCAACCAAUGACUGGUGGUGCAAUCUCAUUCACGUCACACCUAUUUCAAAUGAGUCCAACUAUCCUGCGUGGUCGAAUCCAUACGCUGUCAAGCUGCCUCGCGAGGUGCCGUAUGGACUCCAAAUAUUUUACCCGUACACGCACCGGGUCAUUGAACCACCAACAAACAAUACUUUUAAACGAUAUAAUCACACAUACCACAAUGACCUGACGCUGUCUUCUGAAGAAUUUUUUAUCGAACAACCUGUGUACGAGAUUUUUGAAUGGGACGAGGGAGGUGCCAAAUUACGAUUGUGUGACGUUUCCAGCGGCAAGUGCAUGGAUUCGGCAUUAAUCCAAGACAAGCUGAAGGGAAGGAGUCGACCAGAGAGGCUUGAGUAG